AUGGCCUCGACGCAGGGACCCGUUAAUGUACCAAGACCAAAGGAGAGCGUGACCUUUGGUCUGAUCGUGCUAUCCGUCUUUAUGCCAUGGCUUGCUCUCUACCUCGACGGCGCCUCGUGGCCAACAAUUGGAAUCAACCUCGCGAUAUGGUUCUUCCUGUUUCCAAUCGGCACAUUAGGUGCCAUCAUACAUGCGAUUGUCUGCCUCUGUCGCACAGAUAAGCACCGCAAGUACUCGAAUCCCGCGCGCCGCCGUCUCCGAUACCACAACAGCUACAGUGCACAACCAAAGGUCUAUACGGAGAACAAGGCCCCGAGUUCAGGGCUAUUGCCAGCUCCUGUCACACGGGCAGUCGCCGAACCAUCUCCUGCUCCGGUCACGAGAGCAGUCACCGCAGGACCUGUCCCAGUGGAGAGAGUACCCACAGAGCCUCCAGCUUCUCUGCAGAGGGCAGCUACAGGGCCUCCUCUCAUAAAGUCGCCGGUGAUUUCGUCGUCAACCUCGCUAUCAUCGUCCGACGUCGAGAAGGAAAACUCGCUGGCUGCUGCACUCCCACCAAAGAGAGAGGAUAACCCUUUCAAGGACCCUGAUGUUUAA
Messenger RNA from Ascochyta rabiei, 597 nucleotides. RefSeq lists its product as uncharacterized. The record is from RefSeq and is a predicted model, not a curated record. Lineage: Eukaryota; Fungi; Ascomycota; Dothideomycetes; Pleosporales; Didymellaceae. The transcript has a single exon. Bases 1 to 597 code for a protein of 198 amino acids.